UUUGUUUACUUAUUCGUUUAUGAUAAUUGGAAGUGAGUCAGACGUUGUACUCCCUAAUGGGAAAAGCGAGCGUCCUCAUUCAAACUACAUUUCCCAUGAGCGACCGCGUUUCCCAGCCUCCUUUGCUCCAUUCAAGCGUCUCUCUCUCACUCGGAAACUAGAAGAAGGUCGCAGUGAGCAGCCUAUUAUCAAAAUCAACACCUCACCAUGUUGGGACAAGCUGUAAGGCGAUUCACCACUUCUGCUGUUCGUUCUUCACAUUAUGCUGAAGGACCAGGAAAGAACCUGCCAUUUUCCGUGGACAACAAGUGGCGUUUGCUGGGCAUGAUGUUGGUGUUCUUUGGCAGUGGCUUUGCAUUCCCGUUUGUUGUGGUCAGACAUCAGAUCCUGAAGAAGUAAAAUGACUUCUGAGGCUAUCAGCAGAAACAUGUUUCACCAUCAGACUUCUACAUGUGCAGAGCACUGGGACUCUUAAGUCUUUGUAAAUAAAAUGCCCCUAAAUAUGAA
Molecule: messenger RNA, 507 nt
Organism: Syngnathoides biaculeatus (alligator pipefish)
Lineage: Eukaryota; Metazoa; Chordata; Actinopteri; Syngnathiformes; Syngnathidae
Product: cytochrome c oxidase subunit 7C, mitochondrial
Exons: 3
Coding region: 208-399 (63 amino acids)
Biological process (GO): mitochondrial electron transport, cytochrome c to oxygen
Source: RefSeq, a predicted model, not a curated record